GUUAGCGGCCAUGUCAUGUGUUGUGCCAUAGAAAUGGACAAAUUGUACGUGAUAGAUGGCCAGGUAGAUUUGUGCCAUGUAGAUAUUAAAACUCCUUAUACUCAAUACAUGCACUAUCGUCUCCUCCUUGCAGCAUCCUCUGGUUCAAGAUAUAUACUCGAAGGGAAGAAAGUGAUGAACCCUUUUCUCUUGGGCCUUGAUGCGUGGAAAGACUCAACAACACUUCACGUAGUAUUAAGAAAAAUCUCUCAGCAUACUUCAAAGGAAGUCAUGAUAAGCUUAAAAGGGAAACUUCAUAUUUCAAUGAUAGAGCUCUUGAAGAGUCUAUUCAGUAUGUCUGGAAGUGGAAAAAUGAAAUUUUUGCAUAUCCUGCUACAGUCUCUUUUCAGGACAUAUAUCUCACAAGUACCUAGAGCAAGUCAAAAGGGGUUCACUCCUUUGGAUCCGUACCAAAAUAAUUAUCCUAGAAGCACACUCCAUGAGAUAAGAACAGAAGAUGGCAUUAUAAUCAGCUGCCAACAGUGGAAGUGCAAUCAAGGACCACAGAGGCAAGAAGAAGGGAAUAAGCCAUUACCUGUUCUCCUAAUUAAUGGUUAUGCAACUGAAAGUUAUUGCUUGCCAAGUGAAAGUAAUGAUCUAGUUAGAAGCUUACUACACCAAGGGCAUGAGACCUGGCUACUGCAAACAAGACUGCUUGGGACUAAUUCUUCAAUUAAUAUGACAGUAGAAGCUAUUGGAAUGUUUGAUAUUCCUGCUGCAAUCAACAAGAUCUCUGAGUUGCACGGGGAGUCUGUAAAGAUACAUGUUGUUGGACAUUGCGUUGGCGGUCUUGCAAUACAUAUUGCCCUUAUGGGGGGACAUGUUUUCUACAAAAGAAUAGCUUCCCUUUCCUGCACCAACUCUUCCAUGUUUUUUAAGCUGACUGCUUGGUCGAAAUUCAAAUUAUGGCUUCCUCUCAUACCAAUAUCAAUGGCAAUACUUGGAAAAGACAAGUCCCUUCCUUUGUUCCAAACAUUAAAAGCCAGCUCUCGCCAGAAACUCCUAAAGGCUAUAGCUCGUGCCAUGCCACGCUACGAAAGAUGCACCUAUGAUGAAUGCGAGGUCCUCUCAGGCAUAUUUGGUAACGCAUUUUGGCACCAAAACGUAAGCCACAAAGUACAUCAUUGGAUGAACAAAGAAUACUUACCAAGGCUUAACAUGGGGGCAUUUUCCCAUCUCCAGAAGAUUUGUAAUGCCGGGUUUAUAGUAGAUACAGAAGGAAGAAACACGUAUUUGAUCCAUCCUGAGAGAAUGGGGCUCCCAACAUUAUAUAUAUCCGGAGGACGCACGCUCCUUGUAACUCCUCAAACAUCUUUCUUAGCUAAUAAGUACAUGAAAUUGCACCAGCCUGGAUUCAGACAUAAAAGAGUGGUGAUAGAUGGCUUUGGACACUCGGAUCUUUUGAUUGGAGAAGAUUCAUCUAAGAAGGUUUUCCCUCACAUUCUAUCUCAUAUUGCAUUAGCUGAGAAGGAAAAUACCGCUGCAUUUAUUUCCAGCGAGAGAGAGUACCAGAAGGAUGCAUUGUCAUGGGUUGAUGAUCUGUAUCAGGAUGAGGGAGGAUUCUGGGGCUGCAUAUCAUCUUUCAUCAAUGCCUAUUCCUUUUUUUGUUGCUUCAUAGUUCUCAUAGCCUAUUUCUUUUCUUAACGUAGUAAUGCUUAGAUGUUCCAGCUCUGGCCAACCCCUGGGUUGGAAUGUGUUUAGGAAUGCGAGAGGCAGAAAGGAGAUUCCAUGACUUCGAUCCCUUCAUUUGCUAGUCAUGUUUUGUCUUUAAUAGCUUAGGAACAAUCAUUUUAAAGGUGCUA
Molecule: messenger RNA, 1841 nt
Organism: Coffea arabica (coffee)
Lineage: Eukaryota; Viridiplantae; Streptophyta; Magnoliopsida; Gentianales; Rubiaceae
Source: RefSeq, a predicted model, not a curated record